Messenger RNA from Aureobasidium melanogenum CBS 110374, 882 nucleotides. Its product is annotated as NAD(P)-binding protein. The transcript has 2 exons. The record is from RefSeq and is a predicted model, not a curated record. Gene Ontology annotation, cellular component: intracellular anatomical structure. The coding region runs from base 1 to 882 and encodes 293 amino acids. Gene Ontology annotation, molecular function: oxidoreductase activity, acting on NAD(P)H, oxygen as acceptor. NCBI's taxonomy places the organism in Eukaryota, Fungi, Ascomycota, Dothideomycetes, Dothideales, Saccotheciaceae.
AUGGACGGUGGUAUCACUAAGGAUGGUCUCUUUGCUGUCAACAACACUGUCGCUCCAAAGCCCAGCAGCAUUUUGUCCUUGUUUAGCUUGAAGGGUAGGACGGCGGUGAUCAGUGGAGGUCCUGCUGGCAUUGGUCUUGCGGUUGCAAAGACAUAUGCCGAGGCUGGCGCAAAUGUUGCUAUCUGGUACAACAGUAACACUGUAGCCCACGACCGUGCUGCGGAAAUUGAGAAGGAGUAUGGUGUCAGCUGCAAGGCAUACAAAGUCAAUGUAACAGACGCCGAAGACGUGAAGAGAGGCCUCACCGAGAGUGUGAGAGACCUGAACGGACGCCUCGAUAUUUUCGUCGCCAAUGCCGGUAUUCCAUGGACCCAGGGCAACAUGAUCGACGGAGAAUUGGACCACUACCGCAAAGUUGUGACGACAGAUAUCGAUGGUGUAUACUAUUGUGCACGCGCUGCUGGCGAGAUCUGGAGGCGGCAAGCCAAAGAAGGCACCGACAUGAACGGCAACAAGCUCGACAACUACUCAUACGGCUCGUUCAUCGCAACUGCUUCAAUGUCAGGACACAUCGUCAACUUCCCUCAACUUCAGUCAGCAUACAACGCAGCAAAGGCCGCCGUAUUACAUUUGACCAAAUGCCUGGCUGUUGAAUGGAUCAAAAUCGCAAGAUGCAACUCUGUCUCUCCUGGAUACACUGCAACAGAACUUACAACAUUCGUGCCGGAAGAAACAAAAGCCAUUUGGAGGAGCAAGAUUCCCAUGGGCCGUGAGGGCGAGACACAUGAGAUGCGCGGCGCAUACCUGUACUUGGCUUCGGAUGCUGCAUCCUAUACAACUGGAGCAGACAUCAUCGUUGAUGGCGGUUACUGCUUGCCGUGA